Branchiostoma belcheri (Belcher's lancelet) is the source of this 1600-nucleotide messenger RNA. Its product is annotated as ceramide kinase-like. Gene Ontology annotation, molecular function: kinase activity. The record is from RefSeq and is a predicted model, not a curated record. The transcript has 11 exons. NCBI's taxonomy places the organism in Eukaryota, Metazoa, Chordata, Leptocardii, Amphioxiformes, Branchiostomatidae. Bases 1 to 1509 code for a protein of 502 amino acids.
AUGUCAUCAGACUCUAACGUACUAGACCUGUCAGAAGUAAUAGCAGUAACGCCAGUAGAGAAACAUGGUGGUCAGCGGAACAAGGACGGUUUCAGCGACAUCGAACUCACCCCCAUCAGCUGUUCCCGGUUCGCCGUACAUUAUGUAGAGAAGAAACGUGGCCGGGUGUGGCGGCCGGGCAGGGUCACCUUCAAGUGCCAAGACCCUACAGUGUGUAGGGAGUGGAUAGAUAGACUGCAGGAGAGAUUGAACCAAGAGUACCUGAGACCCCGCCGUCUGCUGGUGUUUGUCAACCCUUUUGGAGGGAAGAAGAGAGGAGUUCAGAUCUACCAGCAGAAGGUGGCUCCACUGUUUGACUUGGCAAGGAUCAAGGCAGAUGUCAUAGUUACAGAGCGUGCUGGCCAUGCUCAAGAUUUACUACAAGAGCUGGAACUCAACAAACUUGAUGGAAUUGUCUGUGUAGGAGGAGAUGGCAUGUUCAGUGAGAUCCUAAACGGUCUGAUCGUCAGGACCCAGCAGGAGGCAGGUGUGGACAAGGACUGGCUGGCGGCCGAGCUGGUCAGACCUCACCUGCGCAUCGGCAUCAUUCCUGCAGGGUCUACGGAUGCUGUUUCUUAUGCCACAGUCGGUGUGAAUGACCCAGUCACCUCAGCACUGCACAUCAUUAUUGGUGACUGCCAGCCUCUGGACGUUUCCUCGGUUCACUACCGCAGCCAGCUGCUGAGGUACAACGUGUCCUUCCUGGGCUACGGUUUCUAUGGCGACGUGGUGAGAGACAGUGACCUGCGCAGGUGGAUGGGUCCCACUAGAUAUGACUACUCCGGUUUCAAAAAGUUCUGUAGAAGGAAAAUCUAUGAGGGAGAAGUGGCAUUCCUGCCAUGUGCAGACCAAGGCAGCAGCCCUUAUGACCAGAUCAGAUGCACAGAAGGAUGCCUUGUGUGUAAGCAGGCUGGAGAGAAGAACAAGCCCACCCCGUUUAACCCCUCAGAAGAGCCUCGUGCUGUGGAGACAUUUGGACCAGGUGGCUGGCAGCGGGUUCGCGGUCGCUUCAUCGCCAUCAAUGCUGCCACCAACUCCUGUGCCUGUAAGAAGACUCCGAAGGGCGUGUCUCCCGCCGCACACCUGGCUGACGGCUGCACGGACCUGAUCCUGAUCCACGCCACGCCACGAUACAGGUUCCUGGGACAUCUGCUCAAACAUCUCACCGACUCUGACAGGUUCAACCACAGCUUCAUAGAAGUGUACAGAGUGCGAGAGUUUAAGUUCCGGCCGGUGAUUAUUGAGGAGACUGAGGAUGAGCAGGUGGAGGAUGAGGAGGCGGGGGUGUUAUCCAGGCGGAACCGUCGGCGGAACACACGACGGAACAGCGUGUGGAACUGUGACGGAGAAAUCAUCGACCAGCCGGCAGUCGACGUCAAAGUCCAUUGCCAGCUGAUCAAACUGUUUGCCCGAGGGAUCGAGGAGACAAAGCAGUCCUCCUGCUGGCCAGUGGGAUGCUUUUGUGCCUGACCAAUCAGGGAUUAGUAUGCAAAUAAGCUGUGCAAGUAGCCAAUAGCAGAGAGAGUCUGUAACAGGUGGCACAUGAGUGCAGCCCACUGGU